Molecule: messenger RNA, 1641 nt
Organism: Meyerozyma guilliermondii ATCC 6260
Lineage: Eukaryota; Fungi; Ascomycota; Pichiomycetes; Serinales; Debaryomycetaceae
Product: putative amidase
Exons: 1
Coding region: 1-1641 (546 amino acids)
Source: RefSeq, a predicted model, not a curated record
AUGCCAUUGCUCGUGCCCACGUAUUCAGAUAUCGCUGCUAAGAAGCGGCUACAAAGAGACAAGAACUUCAAGAAGGAGUGGCUUGUUGCACCGGCAAAUCUUCCGCCUGCAUCUUCUCCAAGUGUUAUCGGGUGGAUCGAGAAAUGCGGAGAACUUACGUCAAAACAGCUUGAAAUCACUGCAUCAUCUGCGCCGGAGAUCUUGCUGGCAGUCCGCGACAAGGUGUGGACAGCGUUUGAGGUCGCAGAGGCUUUCUGCCACAGGGCAUCUUUAGCUCACCAACUUACCAAUUGUUUGAGUGAGGUCUUCUUCGACGAAGGGUUGCAACAGGCUCGAGAAUUAGAUGAGUAUUAUGAGCGCACCGGCCAACUUAAAGGUCCAUUACACGGAUUGCCCAUCUCUUUGAAGGAUAAUAUCAAUGUCAAGGGCCAGGCAACCACCGUUGGUAUUGUUUCGUUCUCUUUUUCGCCAGAAAAGUUCAGUGAGGACUCGGUGAUUCUGGCAAUGUUGCGCGAUAUGGGUGCAAUUUUUUAUGUCAAGACCAACGUUCCCGUGGCCAUGAUGAUGCCCGAAUCCAUCAACCACAUCUAUGGGAACACCACGAACCCACUUAACCGCAAAUUGAGUGCUGGAGGAUCUUCUGGAGGAGAAGCAGCACUACUCGCACUUAAAGGUUCACCACUUGGAAUUGGAAGUGACAUUGGAGGAAGUAUUCGAAUUCCUGCUUCGUUUAACAAUCUUUAUUCGCUUAAGCCUACUUUUGGGCGGUUUCCCACCUAUGGCUCUAGAUCAGGACUUCCUGGUUUGGAAUCUGUUAACAGUGUUAAUGGACCACUCACGACGUCAAUAGACAGUCUUGAACUUUACUGCAAAACAUUAGUUGGAGCUGAGCCUUGGAUAUACGACCCUAAAGCUGUCCCUCUUCCUUGGAGAACGGUCAAAUUGCCAGAAACUCUUAACAUUGCCGUUUUAGAAGACGAUGGAGUGGUGAGACCUACACCUCCAUUGCUUCGAGGCAUGAAAAUGGUUCGUGAAAAACUCACUAAAAGUGGUCAUAUUGUCAUUGACUGGAACCCAGAGGAACACUUGAGGCUUUCUGAGCUCAUUACAGAGUUCUUUCUCAGUGACGGAGGUAAACACGUCAAGGAUGAGUGCAACAAGACCGGCGAGCCUUUCUUUCCAUACAUGCAAAUGUACGGAACAGCACCAGAAAAAGGUGUAGCUUCGUUGUGGGCUCUCCAGGCGGAAAGAACCAAGUUGGUCAAGAAAUUCCUCGACAGGUGGAACGCUACCGCUUCUGCAACUGGAAAUGGAAGACCAAUUGAUGCCAUUAUUCUUCCUGCUACUCCAUUUCCAGGUAACCCAAACGGCAAGUUUCAAAACUACGUAGGUUACACUUCUCCUUUCAAUGCUGUUGAUUACAGCGUUGGUACUAUUCCUGUGACCACGGCAGACCGGGGUUUGGAUACUAGGGAGGUUAGAGAAACUUUUUAUGGUGAAACCGACAAAGCGGUUUACGACAACUACGAUGCUGACGAAAGUCACGGUGGAGCCGUUUGCUUGCAAGUUGUGGGGCGCAAAUUCGAGGAAGAGAAGGUGAUGGAGCUUCUCAAGGCGUUGAAGGCGAUUAUGGAGUCGUAG